UGUGUUAAUGUGACUCUAUGUACAGACCUUUCGUCCAUAGCACUCAGCAGAUGGUAUCAUAGUUAAUGGCCUGAGAGUUUUGUGUUAGGCAUCUCUGUAUGUAGUGUUUAAUACAAAGUCUGGCAUGAGAUUGGUCAUGCUGUGUUGAAAAUAUGGGAAGUAGCAUUUUGAAACCUACAACUGGUAUUUUGUAAAAUGACUUGUCAAGUAUUAAAGUUUUAAAUGAUGUAGAAUAUGCUAAUUGUCUCACUUUAAUUUCAUCAUCUCAAUAGGACUAUACAGGCUCCAACCCAAGUUCCAGUGGUUGUGUCUCCUAGGAAUCAGCAGUUGCAUACAGUAACACUCCAAACAGUGCCACUCACAACAGUUAUAGCCAGCACAGAUCCAUCGGCAGGUACUGGAUCUCAGAAGUUUAUUUUGCAAGCCAUUCCAUCAUCACAGCCCAUGACAGUACUGAAAGAAAAUGUCAUGCUACAGUCACAAAAGGCAGGCUCUCCUCCUUCAAUUGUCUUGGGCCCUGCCCAGGUUCAGCAGGUCCUUACUAGCAAUGUUCAGACCAUUUGCAAUGGAACCGUCAGUGUGGCUUCCUCUCCAUCCUUCAAUGCUACUGCACCUGUGGUGACCUUUUCUCCUCGCAGUUCACAGCUGGUUGCUCACCCACCUGGCACUGUAAUCACUUCAGUUAUCAAAACUCAAGAAACAAAAACUCUUACACAAGAAGUAGAGAAAAAGGAAUCUGAAGAUCAUUUGAAAGAGAACACUGAGAAAACGGAGCAGCAGCCACAGCCGUAUGUGAUGGUGGUGUCCAGUUCCAAUGGAUUUACUUCUCAGGUAGCUAUGAAACAAAACGAACUGCUGGAACCCAACUCUUUUUAGUUAAUAUACCAAAGCUUAUGGAUGAUUGUUUGUUAAUUGAACAUUUUCAAUUAUAUGCAAACUGAUUGAUUGAUUCUAAGAUAAAGUCUAAGGAGGUUUCUAAUUUUGUAAUUGUUUUUUUUUUUUGAGACGGAGUCUCGCUCUGUCGCCCAGGCUGGAGUGCAGUGGCCGGAUCUCAGCUCACUGCAAACUCCGCCUCCCGGGUUCACGCCAUUCUCCUGCCUCA
Messenger RNA from Rhinopithecus roxellana (golden snub-nosed monkey), 1102 nucleotides. RefSeq names its product ETS-related transcription factor Elf-1-like. The transcript has a single exon. The coding region runs from base 445 to 876 and encodes 143 amino acids. NCBI's taxonomy places the organism in Eukaryota, Metazoa, Chordata, Mammalia, Primates, Cercopithecidae. The record is from RefSeq and is a predicted model, not a curated record.